AUGGCCCUCCUGGCUCACACCCUGGCACUGCUGGCAAUGACUGUGGCCACCGUGGCCAUCAAGGUGGUGCCCCUGGACAUGGCCUGGGACUCCUUUGAUGACCGGUAUGAGGGCUGUGGCCCAGCCAUGAACGCAAAGUUGCUGGACCUCUACAAUUUUGAGUACCAGAAGAAUCCUCACUUUGCCUGGGGCUGGUAUCAUGCUGAUGCUGAGUGGCGCAAGCGGGGCUCUCCUGUGUCCCCUCUGACAUCCCACUGGCAGGCCGUGGCUCUCAUGGCCUACACGUCGCAGGACAUUUACAAGGACUUCAAUGCAGCCGUGCGCACAGCUGGGCGCUCCCGCUAGGAAUACAGGAAAAACUUCCACUUCAAAACGCUGCAUUUCCUGCUGACUGAUGCCCUGGAGACAUUGAGGCAGGCUCAGAAUGGGCAGUGUCAUCAUGUGUUCCGGGGCGUGCGUGACAUUCGUUUCAAGGCACGGCGUGGUCAGAGUGUCCGGUUUGGUCAAUUCACAUCGACGUCUCCACGUAAAGAGAUUGCUCUGCACUUUGGGACAGACACAAUUUUUGAGGUUCACACAUGCCAUGGCGUGGACAUCCAGCAGUUUUCCAUGUAUCCAGGGGAGGAGGAGGUACUGAUCCCCCCAUAUGAGACCUUCAAAGUCACCAAAGUCACCCGGGAUAGGAAGAGGACAUGGAUCUGGCUCCAAUCCACUGGGACCUCCAGCACAUACAACUGCGAGUGGCAGUCAGGUGACCGCACAGGGGACAGCUCGGGGUGA
This is a messenger RNA of Zonotrichia albicollis (white-throated sparrow), 780 nucleotides long. RefSeq names its product erythroblast NAD(P)(+)--arginine ADP-ribosyltransferase-like. The record is from RefSeq and is a predicted model, not a curated record. Gene Ontology annotation, molecular function: NAD+-protein-arginine ADP-ribosyltransferase activity; NAD+ poly-ADP-ribosyltransferase activity. NCBI's taxonomy places the organism in Eukaryota, Metazoa, Chordata, Aves, Passeriformes, Passerellidae.